Molecule: messenger RNA, 1857 nt
Organism: Syngnathus acus (greater pipefish)
Lineage: Eukaryota; Metazoa; Chordata; Actinopteri; Syngnathiformes; Syngnathidae
Gene: dbt
Product: dihydrolipoamide branched chain transacylase E2
Exons: 11
Coding region: 65-1570 (501 amino acids)
Cellular component (GO): mitochondrion; cytoplasm
Molecular function (GO): lipoic acid binding; acetyltransferase activity
Source: RefSeq, a predicted model, not a curated record
GUGACGCCACUGCACGUUGAUUGGCGGCUUGCGGGGCGUGUAUCCGUGACGUCGACCAAGAAAAAUGGCGACGAUGGCAAGAGGCUCUUCCGUGGUCUAUAGAAGAUUGCUGAUCCAUCAGUACCGCCGGCGAUGUUCAAGUGCACAGGAGGCGCGGAGCCUUGCCACGCUUCGCUUGCUUCCUACCCCCACAUUGGACAGGAAGUUGCAGGUGUGCAGCAGAAGCUUCCAGAUGUUGGGCCGUACUCUGCACGGGUCUGCAGCGUGUCACAGAGCCGUCGUCCAGUUCAAACUGUCUGAUAUCGGCGAGGGAAUCACGGAGGUGACGGUGAAGGAGUGGUACGUGAAGGAGGGAGACAGAGUGUCUCAGUUUGACAGCAUCUGCGAGGUGCAAAGCGACAAGGCGUCGGUCACCAUCACCAGUCGAUACGACGGCGUCGUCACAAAACUUUACUACGACACCGACGACAUCGCCCUGGUGGGCAAACCGUUGGUGGACAUCGAGACCGAGUCCACUUCGGAUGUGAUCCAGGAAGAAGACGUGGUAGAGACGCCCGCCAUGGCUCGAGAGGAACACACCCACCAGGAAAUCAAGGGACUCAAGACCCAGGCUACACCCGCCGUCAGACGCCUCGCCAUGGAGAACAACAUCAAGCUGAGCGAGGUGGUGGGCUCUGGAAAGGAUGGACGCAUCCUGAAGGAGGACAUUCUCAACUUCCUGGCUAAGCAAACGGGAGCCAUCUUGCCCCCGAGUCCCUUUGGGGAGAUCCGGACUUCUUCUCCGGCUCCCACCGGCCCCCACCGGUCCCCGCUCUCGCCGGUCCCCAAGCCACCGCCGCUUGCUGCAUCCCUCCGCGACCUGGCUGGCAAAGAUGUGACCGAGCCGCUCAAAGGCUUCCAAAAGGCGAUGGUGAAGAGCAUGAUGGCAGCGCUUAGCAUUCCUCACUUGGGGUUGUGCGAGCAAGUGGACCUCAGCCGCCUGGUGGCGCUCCGGGCCGAGCUGAAGACCGAGGCCCGCGGUCACGGGCUCAAACUCAGCUACAUGCCCUUCUUCAUUAAGGCCGCCUCCCUCUGCCUCACCCGUUUUCCCAUCCUCAACGCCUCAUUGGAUGAGUCCUGCCAGAACAUCACAUACAAGGCAUCCCAUAACAUCGGCGUGGCCAUGGACACAAGCCUUGGUCUGCUGGUUCCCACCGUGAAGAACGUGCAGCUGCUCAGCAUCCUGGAAGUGGCGCAGGAACUUAACCGGCUCCAGGAGCUUGGCGCCGCCGGCCAGCUGGGAACAGCGGACCUGAGCGGAGGAACCUUCAGCUUGUCCAACAUUGGAUCGAUCGGGGGGACGUACGCCAAGCCUGUCAUCCUUCCGCCAGAGGUCGCCAUCGGGGCACUGGGGAAAAUCCAGGUGCUGCCACGCUUCGACGUCUCCGGUCACGUGACCCGUGCUCACAUCAUGAAUGUCAGCUGGUCGGCCGACCACCGCAUCAUCGACGGCGCCACCAUGUGUCGCUUCUCCAACAUGUGGCGAGACUUCCUGCAGAAUCCAGCCAGCAUGCUGCUGCACCUUAAGUGAAUCGCUGUCUCCCUCCCGAACAUCAUCGUGAGGAAGUUGCUCCGCCUCAAUGGCCUUCCUGACAGACAGAAAAAAAGGAGUGCCUGAAUAGAGAGGUCACCCUCCACUGGCCACUCCCACUCCCAGAUGACUGACACUGUCCCUUUCAGAAGGCAGUCAUUUGAUCUUGUGAUGUGAUUAUCGGUGGCGCGUUUCUUGUUACGCUCUGUUACUGCCUCAGUUCGUCUCGGGACGAGCCGGCACACUCUUGUAUUAAAAUAGAAACAAAUAAAUGGUCAUACAUCUUU